UAUAAGACCCCCCAAGGUCCCACAGCAUAAAUGACUGGCUGCUCCAAAGCCUUUUUGUCCAUGUCCUCCAGAGCCUUCCCAGGCCUAAGCUGGGAGGCAAUGGUCCUCACCCUUGGAGCAGGACAGUCUGUGACCAUCCGGCCCACGCAGGCUGCCUACCACCCCCACAGGGAUUUGUUCCCAGCACCAUUCCAGAGCCUUCAGCCACCCAGGCCAUGGCUUUCACCCAGGCCUUAGCCACCAUGCUGGCACUGCUCACCGGGGUCCGGCCUCACAGCUUCAGUGAGAACUCUGAUCCUCGGCAGGCCGUCGGAGACAAGUGUGUCCACCACAGCCAGUGCUUCAGUGACUGUUGCCUCAUAGACCUGGAGAGGAGGGGGGCCUUCUGCACCUCCAAGUCUCGGAUGGGCAUGGAGUGCUUGCCCCAGACCAGGGGAACCCUGAACAUCAUGUGUCCCUGCCGAAUUGGCUUGAGCUGCCAUUCCAAGGACCCCAUGUGCCCCCGCCGGUGCCAAAUGAUCUAGAGGGAACACAGGCUGCUCACGGGCACUGCUGCUGCACCCUCCCCCAGGUGUCCCCAAGCAAGCUUGUCCUCAUUAAAGUCAC
Molecule: messenger RNA, 606 nt
Organism: Mesocricetus auratus (golden hamster)
Lineage: Eukaryota; Metazoa; Chordata; Mammalia; Rodentia; Cricetidae
Gene: Clpsl2
Product: colipase like 2
Exons: 3
Coding region: 216-524 (102 amino acids)
Biological process (GO): lipid catabolic process; digestion; response to food
Cellular component (GO): extracellular region
Molecular function (GO): enzyme activator activity
Source: RefSeq, a predicted model, not a curated record